AUGUACGGCCAUAACGAGCUGAUCGCGCUCCACAUAUUCUUGAGCACCGGAAAAACUCGUACGCGAAAGCAAGUGUCUAGUCACAUCCAGGUGCUCGCUCGACGAGAACGUCGAAGGGCGAACAACUCAAGGAUCGAGACUCCCGGGGCCAGCACGGCGUCUUCUUCUCCGAUCCCCCUCGAAGGAGCUGGGCCUGCGCCUCCGAUGCAAGCAGGCGCGAGGGUCCCGCCCUCGGUGCCAGCAGAUGCGCGGGUCCCGCCCCCGAUACCGACGGGCACCGAACAGGUGGCGGGCGUGUACGUCGAUGAAGUUGCGAAAGCGAGCAGUGCUCCGCAGUAUCAAAGCUCGGUCGAUUGCUCCCGGCCAUCACAAUCCGCGGCGGCGGCAUCAAGGAUACCCUCGCGAUGGGAAGUGCAAUCGCAGGAUACCGAGGUCCCUCUCACUGGCGACUUCUUCACCAUCGUGCCCUGUCCAUGGAGCAUGGAGGAAUGGAAAUCGAUGAGAGUCGAGAACGAGGAUCUGAGACUCAUCAGAUUCUCGGCGUGUGCCAUGUAUCCACCCGGACUCAGCCGAGAAGGGGAUCAGCAGCGCGGCUUCACGCUCGCCUACGCGGGGGACACGCACUGCCCAGCGUCGCCCGUGGGAGCCGUGACUAUUCGCGGCCUGUCUGCUCGAUUCCCAAGGGUGAGAGGCGGCCUCGAGCACUUAUUUUUCGAUGGCCCGGCGGAGGCUUUCUUUUUCGUCAGAUGCUGGGUUGACCUUGAUAGCGGCGCGCUAUUGGACGAUCGCCUCGUCUACUUAACGAACAGUGACUUCGAUUCCGCCUCAAGUCGCACUGUGGUCUGCGCGACGAGGCUCUUCGCACGUGGUCAGCAGGUGGUUGAGAACGUCGCCCCUAUGUUCCCACAGUUCGACGCGAGGUCGGGUCGAUAUACUUACGGCCUGCAGUCCAUGAUGGGCGAGUACGCCCUCAGUGUCGUCGAAGUACUCAAGGAGUCCCACGAUUUCACGGCGGCGAACACAGCGCUGAGGAGCCACACGAUGCUGCAAGUGGUCUCCGACAUGGGCACCGGGAAGACUUUGUUGUGCAUCGCCUACAUCUUCGAGGUGACUCCGGUACCCAACGCCUGUCCCCAUCAAAUCUACCGCCUUGUCGACUGUUGA
This is a messenger RNA of Galendromus occidentalis (western predatory mite), 1164 nucleotides long. Its product is annotated as transcriptional enhancer factor TEF-3-like. Gene Ontology annotation, biological process: regulation of transcription by RNA polymerase II; embryonic organ development. The transcript has a single exon. The coding region runs from base 1 to 1164 and encodes 387 amino acids. Lineage: Eukaryota; Metazoa; Arthropoda; Arachnida; Mesostigmata; Phytoseiidae. Gene Ontology annotation, cellular component: transcription regulator complex. The record is from RefSeq and is a predicted model, not a curated record. Gene Ontology annotation, molecular function: RNA polymerase II cis-regulatory region sequence-specific DNA binding; DNA-binding transcription factor activity, RNA polymerase II-specific.